AAACCCGACCUUUUCGGUUUCGUCAACGUCCACUUUCUUCAUUAUUCAUCUCUGACCCCUCUUUCCCAUUUCAGUUUCACGUAUUCCUAAGAACUCUUUUUCUCUCUCACCGCUUCCUUCGCCAUUACCAGGUCAGCGUUCCCGUUCUGACCCGUCGAGUUCCGGACGAGCUCUUCACAGAUCGACUAUCACCGCCACCAGCAGAAUAUCAGUCAUGAAUCCUGAAUAUGACUAUUUAUUCAAGCUUUUGCUGAUUGGAGACUCUGGAGUUGGCAAAUCAUGUCUUCUUCUGAGAUUUGCUGAUGAUUCGUACCUGGACAGUUACAUUAGCACAAUUGGAGUGGACUUUAAAAUACGCACUGUGGAGCAAGAUGGGAAGACCAUAAAACUUCAAAUCUGGGACACUGCUGGACAAGAGCGUUUCAGGACAAUCACUAGCAGCUAUUACCGUGGAGCACAUGGCAUUAUAAUAGUUUAUGAUGUGACGGAUCAAGAGAGCUUUAACAAUGUCAAGCAAUGGUUGAGUGAAAUUGACCGAUAUGCUAGUGAGAAUGUAAACAAGCUUCUGGUUGGAAAUAAGUCUGACCUCACUGCUAACAAAGUUGUGUCUUCCGAAACAGCUAAGGCGUUUGCGGAUGAAAUUGGCAUUCCAUUUAUGGAGACCAGUGCGAAAAAUGCUACGAAUGUGGAGCAGGCUUUUAUGGCCAUGGCUGCUGACAUCAAGAAUAGGAUGGCAAGUCAGCCGAUGAACAACGCAAGGCCGCCAACAGUGCAGAUACGAGGACAACCUGUGAACCAGAAGUCUGGCUGCUGCUCUUCUUAGUUGGUUCUUUCUGAUACUGAUCCAUUGCAUGUAUGCAUAUAAGACCAGUCUUCUCUUUGAAUCAAGUGGACCAUUCGAACCCCCCUUAAAUUCUGUAUGAUUAUGUGCACGUCAGUUUGCUUUGUUACAUGUUCUGCCAUUCAAUUCUUUCCAGUUUCUAAGUAAGUGGUCUCUGUACAAAUGAUGUGAUGCUCAGCAGCAAUAUCUGUUAAUUUUUUUUUUAGCUGUUCUUGUCUGGAAGCUGCAAGGCAAACACUUCUUUUUCUUUUCUUUUACAGUCAAUAGUUUUUACUGAUUUGGAUUAUUGAUGCUUCA
Molecule: messenger RNA, 1138 nt
Organism: Alnus glutinosa
Lineage: Eukaryota; Viridiplantae; Streptophyta; Magnoliopsida; Fagales; Betulaceae
Product: GTP-binding protein YPTM2
Exons: 8
Coding region: 215-823 (202 amino acids)
Molecular function (GO): GTPase activity; GTP binding
Source: RefSeq, a predicted model, not a curated record